UCCACAACCUUGGUGUUACAUACUCUUAUACUAUUUGCGUAGGGAUGUAAUUGCACGAAAUUCAACCGGAACUGUUAUAUAUUUGAACCGUUUUUAAAAUCGCAUAAAAAAUUGUGACCACAAGUUGUUGGCAUAUAUAAAGUUAUUGCCAUGCAUAAUACGCUUACAUUUUGCAAUAGAUAGAGCUCAUCCUCUUAUUGUCACUAUGUGUAACAUCGAAUUAGAAACAAAUCUUUUAAAAAGUGUAGCCUUGGAAAAGGCGGUAACUCCGGAAUGUCAGUCACGGAAUGCUCAAUAUCGGUAUUGUUUGUCCUCUCAUGACCCCCAGUGCUACACGCACGGUUUUCGGAAAAUCGGGCAUAACUCCUGAAUGGAAGGUCCGAUGCACACCAAAAUCAGAAUAUAUUAAGUAUCUGAAUCUGACAAAAAUUGUGGCCGCUAUAGGGUCCACAACAUUGGUAUUUAUUACAUGCUUAAUUGUCACUGUUUGCGCCAGGGGCUAUUUUGAAAAUAAGUUUAGGUCCGAUACGUGCCAAAAUCGAACUCACCCAAGAUCUUUGGGACAUAAACAUACAUUUUAAGUUUCACCAAAAUCGGAUACAAAUUAUGACCUCUAGAGGACCUUACAAGCUAAAGACGCGAUUUUUUAUGCCAAAAUUGAACUAGAUCUUUGGGAUAUAAACAUUUAAGUUUCAUCAGAGGUUCUCUCAAAAAAAAAAAAAAAAAAAAAAAAAUGUGAUCGGACAUCUGGACGGACAGGUGAGACGAAAUAAUGAAUAUGUGAGCAGUAUGAAUAAUAAGUGCAUUAGAAAUGGUUUUGGAAAAGGGAACAUAACUCCGAAAAGCUGAAAAUCGAGUGUUCAUGUAGUCCCGUGACGAAAUUUGCACAAAAAAAUCCAUGUAAAACUGUAGACCCUAUCGGGUUCACAAGUUUUUCAGAAAAUAGAUUGUUCCACGCCAAACAGAUCCGUUAAAAAUUGUAGACUCUGUCCUCUAUCGCGUUCACAGGCCAAUUAUUUGCAGUCGGACCGAUAGACCGACGAACAGGGGCGCGUCGAAUUACCUAAUAACUACCCAAUAAGACUUUGGAACCAUAAAGUAACAAUCUAGUUUUGGGUUUUUUUUAAAAAAAAAAAAAAAAAAGCGUUUGUUUUGUGCGAAAAUCGGAGUUUCUUGCUCACUCGCGAAAAGGGACAAAACUUGUAGUAUACGAUUUGUGUUGAUAAGAACAUGUAUGCUUUCAUUCUAUUUUGGAGCAGAUUAUCGACCGACAAUCGUAUCAAAGCAGCUCCUAGAAAUUAUAAUCUCACCCUGGGUGUUAUUGGGUAAUUCGACGUUACGGACGGACAUGGUGACAUGAAAUAAGAUGACGUUUGGGUAUUGUGACGCGAACUUAUUGUUGGUAAAGGACCCGUCGGCUCACGUCUUUGAAGGCAGUCCAGAUAAUUUGUUCCCGAAAAUGGCCAAUGUCUUUACCAGGAGGAAUAAAUGUCCAAAAUCUGUAUAUUUAACCGAUUUUAGUGGCUAUGAAACUAAAAAACGAGGUAAUUUACCACGUAUACAAUCAGCUACACGUGUGGGUAAUCCUCAUCCAGAGGGAUUAAGAUAUCAGGCUUUGAACAGUGACGAGGUAAGAUCUGUAGUUAUAAUAUACUUUUCAUGUCUCCAGAAAGUUAGCAUAUGGAAUCCGAACUUCUACAAAUAUGCACAGAGAUUAACCGCCAUGCUGGAACAUACAGGAAAGGUGAAUUUUACUUGUGGAAAAUUUAAACUAGCGCCAAAAAUAUUAGGGAAGCCGCCAGACAUUCAAUAUACAGAAAAUACAAUAUCUAGAGUUAGUUUUCGUGAUCCAGCAAGAUUCAAGGGGUUAAACUUUAAACUGAAUACUACAAGAUAUGGUUAUACACCUACACAAGUCAUUGCUAAAGGAAUAGUGCCUGAUUUAACGCCACCGGCAUAUAGAAUACCUUAAUGAACAUAACAUACCAACUGAUACCGUAUUGCAGGUCAAUGAUGACAAUAAAUUUGAAAUUUCCUUGGUAGUUGAAC
Molecule: messenger RNA, 2049 nt
Organism: Patella vulgata (common limpet)
Lineage: Eukaryota; Metazoa; Mollusca; Gastropoda; Patellidae
Exons: 5
Coding region: 1367-1972 (201 amino acids)
Source: RefSeq, a predicted model, not a curated record